UAAGAAAAAAGAAGAAGAAGAACAAGAGGAGAAAAAAGAAGUAGGUGUGUUUGCUCCCUGUGCUCAGCCCUUGAGGACAACAGGUUGUGGACUGUAGUUUGACGGUGAUGGUGUUUAGGCAUGAUGAAUUUAUGCUGUCUGCUUUUGCCUCGAUGACUUCCCCACAACCACAUAGAGGACUACACCACAUCUGAGCCAGCUGUACUUCAGGGAAUAAGGUGGAGAUGGAGGAUUUCUGGGCAGUGGCCCUUUGGGCAAUGAAGAUUUGGCUGUACCUCAUCAUCAGCCUCAUCAUGUUCCCAGCCAUGUUUGGCUUCUCACUGGGCAUCUCCGAGACCUACAUGACCAUCCUGGUGAAAACCUUAGAGUGGGCCACCCUGAAGAUACAGAAGGCAAACACAGAUGAACAAAUUCUCAAAGCCGUUCCAUCCAAUGGUCUCAUUCAGAGGGAAGAUGGCUCUAUGGAAAAAGAGUUAGAGGAACUCAGACGCAGUCGCCCCAAGCCACCAGUGGGCGGUGAUUUUGCACUCAGCGACUGUUUUUAUUUCACUCGGAGAGGAAUUGAGAGCAUUGUAGAGGAUGAGGUGACCCAGCGGUUCACUUCAGAGGAGCUAAUGUCCUGGAACUUACUGACUCGCACCAGUAACGAUUUCCAGUACAUCAGUCUGCGGCUGACUUUGGUUUACGGCUUUGGGAUAUUUGUGCGGUACUGCAUUCUUACCCCACUCAGGUUAACACUGGCCUUCAUUGGCCUGACCUGGUUGGCAAUAGGAACAUCUGCAGUUGGAUUAAUUCCAAACUGGAGGAUUAAGCCCUGGCUCAGUGAAUGGGUCCACAUCAUGUGCUUUAGAAUCUGUGCUCGAGGACUCUCUGCUGCUAUACGGUAUCACAACAGGGAGAACAAACCCCAAAAAGGGGGUAUCUGUGUUGCCAAUCACACCUCUCCUAUCGACAUUGUGAUUCUGGGCAAUGAUGGGUGUUAUGCUAUGGUGGGUCAGGUCCAUGGUGGCUUGAUGGGAGUUAUACAGAGAGCCACGGUGAGAUCCUGUCCUCACAUCUGGUUUGAGAGAGCAGAGAUGAAAGAUCGCCACCUAGUGGCCAAAAGGAUGAAGGAUCAUGUGAAUGACAAGACAAAGCUUCCUAUAUUGAUAUUUCCAGAGGGAACCUGUAUCAAUAACACAUCUGUCAUGAUGUUUAAAAAGGGAAGCUUUGAAAUUGGUACAACAAUAUACCCAGUGGCUAUUAAGUAUGACCCAAAGUUUGGAGAUGCUUUCUGGAACAGCUCCAAGUAUAGCAUGGCCAGUUACCUGCUGAGGAUGAUGACCAGCUGGGCCAUCGUCUGUGACGUCUGGUAUCUGCCAGCCAUGCACCAGCAGGAGGGAGAAGAUGCUGUCCAGUUUGCUAACAGAGUUAAGUCAGCCAUCGCUCACCAGGGAGGGCUGGUAGAUCUGCAGUGGGAUGGAGGCCUGAAGAGAGCAAAGGUGAAGGAGACGUUCAAAGAGCAGCAGCAAAAGAAAUACAGCACCAUGGUGGUGAGAAGUGACAGCAGCAGCAGCAACAGUGACUGAUACCUGAUGGACAAACCUCUGCCCUGUUUACCAAGAAUAAACACUGGAAACUAACCUUUUUCCUCUUGUAUGUUCUCACUCACUGCAUUCAGCAUGGAGUACAGUACUAACAAGUGGACCUAAACAAACACUGUGAAAACUUGGGUACACUUUAAACACGGAGAAUCCCAGCGAUUGACAAAAAGGUGAAGUGUUGAACUUUAUUAGGAAUACACUGUGAAAAGGGAACACUCUUUUUAUUGCUGCUUAAUAUAUUUACUGUUGUGACUGAAUGUUAAUGCUGAGAGAAUGCCCUGAAUGAAAUAUGUGAUUGCAGACAAUUUGGUUUCAUGGCUGUUUCUAUUCUCACAGUCAGCUGACUGAUUCAUGGGUUGUCACUUUUUUAUAAUACGUUUUAGUUCACAAAAUGAAUACCCACAGUGUGAAUAUGCAACAGCAAAAACAACCUGGAAGCCUUUGUAGCUGUACCGUUUUGUAAAAUGAGGCUGUUUUGUUUAUACAAAAAAAAAAAA
Molecule: messenger RNA, 2080 nt
Organism: Monopterus albus (swamp eel)
Lineage: Eukaryota; Metazoa; Chordata; Actinopteri; Synbranchiformes; Synbranchidae
Gene: agpat9l
Product: 1-acylglycerol-3-phosphate O-acyltransferase 9, like
Exons: 14
Coding region: 225-1568 (447 amino acids)
Biological process (GO): triglyceride biosynthetic process
Cellular component (GO): endoplasmic reticulum
Molecular function (GO): glycerol-3-phosphate O-acyltransferase activity
Source: RefSeq, a predicted model, not a curated record